GCAGCACUGAGCGGGCGGAGGCACCUGCCGCCGGCGGGCCAUGGCCGGCCGCUGCCUGUCGGCCGACGAGAAAGAAUCGCAGCGCAUCAGCGCGGAGAUCGAGCGGCAGCUGCGCCGCGACAAGAGGGACGCGCGGCGGGAGCUGAAGCUGCUGCUGCUGGGCACAGGAGAAAGUGGAAAGAGUACUUUCAUUAAACAAAUGAGGAUUAUCCAUGGAUCAGGUUACACAGAGGAAGACAGGAAAGGCUUCACAAAGCUGGUUUACCGAAACAUAUUUACUGCCAUGCAAGCUAUGAUCAGAGCCAUGGACAUUCUGAAAAUACAGUACGCAUCUGAAGAAAAUGAGGAGAAUGCUCAGAUGAUCAGAAGAGUGGAAGUGGAUAAAGUGACAGCGCUGGAAAGAAAACAGGUUGAAGCAAUCAAGAAUCUUUGGGACGACCCAGGAAUUCAAGAGUGCUAUGACAGACGGAGGGAGUACCAGCUCUCAGAUUCUGCUAAGUAUUAUCUUACCAACAUUGAUCGUAUUGCUAUGCCCUCAUUUGUGCCAACUCAGCAAGAUAUUCUUAGAGUCAGAGUGCCAACUACAGGAAUUAUCGAGUACCCUUUUGAUUUAGAAAAUGUUAUAUUUAGGAUGGUGGAUGUAGGUGGCCAAAGGUCGGAAAGAAGGAAAUGGAUUCAUUGUUUUGAAAGUGUUACUUACAUAUUUUUAGUGGCGUUAAGUGAAUAUGAUCAAGUAUUGGCAGAAUGUGACAAUGAGAAUCGAAUGAAAGAAAGCAAGGCCUUAUUUAAAACCAUCAUUACAUACCCGUGGUUUCUGAAUUCUUCAGUCAUUUUGUUUUUAAAUAAAAAAGAUCUUCUAGAAGAGAAAAUCAUGUAUUCCCAUCUAACUAGUUACUUUCCAGAAUACACAGGACCUAAGCAAGAUGUCAAAGCUGCAGGAGACUUCAUUUUGAAGCUGUAUCAGGAUCAGAAUCCUGACAAGCAGAAGGUCAUCUACUCCCACUUCACCUGUGCCACAGACACAGAAAAUAUUCGUUUCGUCUUUGCUGCUGUCAAGGACACAAUCCUGCAACUAAACCUGAGGGAGUUCAAUCUGGUUUAAAUUAAAAAUCUGUUUGCAUCCAUGAGGUGUGAUUUACUGAAAGCACAGUCUGUGGUGACUGAAAAAGAGGUGUCUUAUAAAUUCCAGAGAUGAGAGGAUGGUUUUAUAUUUACUGAAAUAUGGAUCAGGAUAAAUUUUAAGACUGAAUUUCUGAGUUUACUUUUUAGCAUAUACAUUUAAAAUACUAUUUUCCAUACUAGUUUUGGCUGUGAGUUACUGUGUGACUGCUAUGGAAGUUAGGAAUAUUUAGAAGAAUGCACACAGCGACAUUGCUCUCCAGGCAGUAUUUACUUAAUUCUUCUUUCUUCCUUUUUUUUUUUUUAAAUAAUCUUAUCAUUUACCAUCAUAGCUUAUCAUUUAUAAGGCAUCAGUGGAAAGUCCGUGUUAUUUUUAGGAACAAGAUAUUUUAAAAUUCUUGUUCUAAGCAAUGUGAUUGAAAGACUAGGGUAAGGGUAAACCUAUGAAACAUUUUAGAAGCAUGUCCUGAUAGUUUUGAUGGGCCAAAAUUCAUGGCAUGUUCUAAGAAGCAUUACAGAGGAUUAUUUAUUCUGAUUUUUACAUAGCCUUCCAUUUCUGUUUAGUUGUCUAAUAAUAAUAGCAUACCAUUUGCAGUUAAAGAGUGACAGAUUUGUAUCCUGUAGGUACCCAGUGGAAUUUGCUAUUAUCUUAAGGUAAAAAAGGGUUUCUCAAAUAGCAAGCUAUGUAGUAAAUGUUCUCAACAUUCACUGCUUUAGAGACUGGUGGAUCACCCACACGGUAAUCCAGUCCUUACAUUCCUUCAAAUCAAUAAAGUAACUUGCACUAACUGCUUUUCACACACUGCAUUUUCCCAUUGCUGAGUUGCACAGGUAGUUUUGCAUGGAUUAGAGAGAAGUAAAACUUCUCCUCUAGAAAUUUCCAGACAUCACUUCUCCACUCAUUUGACUAUGAACUUCUCCAUUAAUGAUAGCAGUACCACUAAUAGCUCAAUCAGUUUUCAUUCUUUCAGUCAAAAAUUCUCAGACAAACGAUGUCUAAAGACAUUAGGCAGAGCAACCAUUUUUACCCAUUGUAAUACCCCACGGUAGUCACUGGCAUUUAAUCAUCUAAUCCAAGAGCACUCAUAAAGGGCUUGUUUUAGUAGGACCUCCUGUUAUUGGCCUUCAUUCUGCUGCAAAAAUGUGCUUAGAUUCUCUUACAUUUCUUGUCUUGAAAUCCAUAUAUACUGAAGUUUUACAUUACUUCAAAACUUCCAGUUAUGAGAACAAAAAAGGACUAAAAUGCUACCUUGUUCUAGGGCAGGAGAUCUAAUGGAGGAAAGCACAUAAAAUGUCCAAGUGAUUGAACUACUUGAUCUCUGCAAAAUUCUGGAAAAAAAGUCUAGACUCUCACCAGCUUCAUACCUGAGUCAAAGUUUGCAAUCUAUCUGAAGGGUACCCCUGAUGCCGGGAAUCCAGUUGGGUUUUGCUGGAGUACAAGCACAGCAGUGAGCUCACAUUUUACAAGACCCAUCAGAAUGAGCUCAUGUUUAAUACUUUGCAAGCAGUGCUUUAAAGCAUUUUUAAGGGCACUAACGAAGACAUGAAUCUGCACACUCAAUCUGCAUGACACAAGAAAUGAAAACCCAUAAAGAUUAAAAAGCUUGGGUGAGAUCCAGCAAAAUGAAAAUUCAAUUUCACUCCUUUUUGGCUAUCAGUGUCCUAUCUCAUCAUAGCUGUUCUCUUUAAUUUUGGACAGAAAAGCAUAAGGCUCUCAUGAAUGUAAUACACAAAAUAUAAAAAUCUGCCUUUGAAGAGAAGAUGAUGACAAUGCAAAUAUUUUCUGUAUGAAAACUAUAACAUGCUUUGUUAAAUUUUUUUCUGUUUCAUUAGACAAAAAUUUUCAUUAAUCUCAUCCUACCAAAGGAAAAGACUACCACCUGUAUUCUGCUUUCACUGACAUUGGUACAACAGAAGUUCAUUCUGCUGUCUUGUCAGAGGUGGGAUUUCAUUUGUCAAUUUCUACUCACCUAACUCUGAGUAAUAAUAUCACUUGUAAGAAGAAAACAAACAAAAAACCCUCCCAAAACCACCAAGCUAUUAAUGCGGUGUAUAAGAAAUGAAACAAAAACAAUAAUCACAUUCCACUCAAAAUUCAGUUUGCUUUAUUGAAGGUGGAGAAGAGGCUGGGUUGGGACAGCAGGAACGCAGGACAGAGGGCAGAAACCAAAAAGAAGUCAUGCUCUGGAAAUCCAUGCAGCUGAACAAAAGGAAGUGCAACAUUUAUUAGGCUGCUGAUUUUAGAAUACCGCGUAAUCCAGUCACCUGCACCUUGCAGCGCUGUUUGUCACCAUCUUUGAUUCUACAUCUGGUCACUCCUUCCAGAGAGGUAAUUUAACAAGUAACAAAAUACUACUGAAAAUCUAAAUGACAUUGUGAAAGGAACAUUUGUGUAACAUUUGUCUAGAAUAGAAACAGUUCUUCAUUAAAGGCCAUGGUAUUCUUUUAGGCACUACAGUGGACAGACUUAAAUGCCUUUAUUUUUAUUUUUGUUCAGAUUCCCAUGUAUACUUGCACAUAAACGUUCAUUAAAAAUUAACACAUCUGUUCUACACUCUUGUUGGAAAAGAAGGAUAUUUCGAGAUAUGAAUUAGGCACACCAGAGUGGACAUCUCAAAUAAUUUGCAAAAAGCAAUCCAGUAAACUACACAAUAACAUAACUGAAUACCUUUCUCCCUUUCCCAAACUGGUUUAAAAAGAGAACUUGAAGUCUACUGAAAAAUGACAAAAUUCACUUAUGACUGAAUGGAGAAAGCAUAAGGAAAAAACAAAGGAAAGAGAUAAAAUUAACUGAGAAGAAAAUUUGAAUUAUAGAAAACCACAGUAUUAUACCAUGCUGAGACAAGGAGGGAGGUGGGAAAGGGUUCUGUGUUGAAUUUUAUACAUUCUGGAUGCUGAUUGAACCAGCACACUUCAAGGUUUCUAAUUCUCUUUGUAAAGCUUUCUGUUAGCAAAGGACUCAAAAUAAUCUACACCUUAUAGCAAAAGCUGAAAAUCUGGGGGAGUUAUUGUCUUUUUCAGAGCAUAAGCUUAACCACAGACAAGUGUAUCUAGGAUAACUCCUUUAACUUUAAUGAUCAAAUGGUUCAAAUAUCACCGAAGAACCAGCUGCAAUUUCAGAAACAGGAGUUUUUGAGCAAAAUAAAGCACGCAUGCUAAGAACUGGAGAUAAAACAUUGAAACAGAGCCUCUCUGAAGAGAAAUCAGAAUAAAUUAAAGAGAAACAAAUGGGAAUGUACCAUAUGUUUGCUUGCAAGAGACAUCAGAAGUGAAAGUUCUGAUAAAGAAGUGAAAGUUCAGAUACAAAGGAAAAUACCAGGGAUAUGGGAGAGGAAGAGGCAAGUAAAAGUACUGAAGAAAGAAGAUCAUGCUGUGGCUGUCAGUUGAACUAUCCCACCUAUGGUUAACAGUCAUAGAUUAAAAAAAAAAACAAACAACCAAUCAAAAACAAAACAAACAAAAAAAACCAAACAGAUGUUUUGUCAACUAGUGACAAUAUUUAUCUAAGGCAAAGUAUUAUUUUGGCAUGACUAAAACCUGAGUUAAUGGUCUUGGUAUGUGGUUUUUUUGUACAAAAAAGGUGGAGUAAAACAAUCAUUCUCAUAGUACAGAAUUCACUUUACAAUUUAUGGGAAAAAGUACAAUAAAAUAUGUGUUUUUUAAUCAGCUAAAUGGUUACUCAGCAUCUAAGUCAAGACUUAGAAUAAACUAAAGAGUUGCAGUUGCAGGUCAGCAUGCUCAUCAUUUUAGAUUUUACAAUAAUGCAACAACUUGUAUCUCUCAAGCACCACCAGCGGUGUAGGAAGUAUAAAAUCUCACAUAUAAACAUUCCAAACAAUUGUUAGGAAAGAAUAUUUUGGAAGUACAUGACUGUAUAUACCAUUAAUUUUGAAGACUUUGAAAAUGGGAACUUAUGGAAGCCUUCAUGUAACACUGUAUUGCUCCCUGUACUUUCUUAUCAACUGCAAUAAUCAUUCAUUCAAUGCUACUGUGACUAAUACAUCUGAGAAGAAAGCAGCAUCACACGCAUUCUAGCUCUGCUUAUUAAAGUUCUGCUGUCUAGGUAAGAAACAAAAGUUCCAGUGGACGAGUUGAAAAAAGCAACUGUGAAAUACUGUAUUUGUUAUUUAAUAUAAAUCUGACUUUAUUAGUCACUUGCUUAGCACACAAUAUCCACGGCAAAUUUUUUGGUAUGCAACAGUGCCCUUAUAACCCCAAAUCUUCCUUCUUCAGUUGCAAAUCUGCUAUGACUUUUAUUUAGAAUAACAAGCUUAAAUUCAUAUUUCUAGUGCAGACAUAUAAUAAUUAUCCCCAUUAUAAGUUUCUGUAAACUGUUAUAUUUUCUCUUAAUAAUGAUAAAGGUGCAACAACAUUUCCUUGAGUAGGAUAUAAAAAAGUUUACAUUAAAAGUGAUACUGUAACGAAAAUUCAUUCUGACCUGGUCUAUUCAUUUAUAAAAGAAAAUAAUAUUUGGUAAAUAGGUAGCCCCUUCUGUGAUUAACUAAGUUAGAGUUGUCUGGUGAACAGAUUCAAUAGGAUUUGAGCUUUAAAACAGUGAUAAUUAAGUUAACGCUUCCUUCAAAAGAAGUUUGAAUUUCAACACAGGCUCAAGUUAUAAGAAAACAUAGAAAGAAACUCGAUAUUGAUUUUCACAAUCAAAAGCAAAUUAUUUGUUUUGAGUAGAGUCAUAAUAAAUAGUCCAGAUUUCAGUUUCAGUGCCAAAAGUUAUGGUAAAACAAAUUCAUAUAAACUGUAUUUUGAAAAAAAUGAAAUCUGGAAUUUUAUAGUUAAAAAAAAAAAAAAAGCUGAAACUUGGCAACAUUUUUU
This is a messenger RNA of Gallus gallus (chicken), 5946 nucleotides long. It is a transcript of the gene GNA14, whose product is annotated as G protein subunit alpha 14. The transcript is spliced from 7 exons. Gene Ontology annotation, cellular component: heterotrimeric G-protein complex. Gene Ontology annotation, biological process: action potential; phospholipase C-activating dopamine receptor signaling pathway; adenylate cyclase-modulating G protein-coupled receptor signaling pathway. The record is from RefSeq and is a predicted model, not a curated record. Gene Ontology annotation, molecular function: G-protein beta/gamma-subunit complex binding; GTPase activity; G protein-coupled receptor binding. The coding region runs from base 41 to 1102 and encodes 353 amino acids. NCBI's taxonomy places the organism in Eukaryota, Metazoa, Chordata, Aves, Galliformes, Phasianidae.